Molecule: messenger RNA, 547 nt
Organism: Moneuplotes crassus
Lineage: Eukaryota; Ciliophora; Spirotrichea; Euplotida; Euplotidae
Source: the annotation of a GenBank genome assembly
UAAAUUUUAACAAUAAAUGCCAGUAAGAACAAGAUCUAUCAGAAAUAAGACCGCUAGAUCUACCAAGUCUACUAAAAUCAAUAUCAUUGGUUCAAUUAUGAACAGAAAGAAUACCUCUCAGAAUUCAUCAAAAACUCGUUACAGAGAGUGGGUGAGACAGAAAUACUACAAUCCUGAGAUCAAGGUGGUCCAGGAGAUCGCUCCUAGGUCCUUUGCUGACAUGUGCAAGGGGUAUACUCCUUCUGAACAAAAGAAGUACUUCAGUGCCAUACAUAAAUACAAAAAUUUCACUGUGAAGGUCUUGAAGGACUACUUGUCCAGAAAUGGUCAGCCAAACGUUGGCGAUAAAGAAUACCUCAUAAGGAAAUGCGCCGAUGGGGCUGCCUUUGGAGCCAUCCCAGAGUGCCCAGUGUGCUCCAACUCUGUCCUCUAUUACAGCAUGUGGACUGGCUUUUACUACUGCAUUGCUGAUAAGAAGGAAUGCAAGGCAAAGUUCACUAAGAAGGAGAUCAAAAGAAACAGAUGGUAUGCUCCGAAAGCAGAAUAA